UUUAAGCAGUCAUCACGCGUAAUUAUGGGAGUAUUGGUACAUAGUCACAUGUUACCAAGUUGAUGCCCCAGGCAUCAACUCUAGUUGGCCCGAACAACCUCGGCAGCGCAGCUCCACAGUUGCUUCAUCUGUUGAUGAAAUAAGUUAUGGACGUAACUUGUCUGACUGCUGCUAUAUUCACAGUGUAUACCCCUAAUUGGACUCUCUAACUCUGGUACUGCUUGAUCCUAUCGUUCGUAUAUCUGGCAUCUUUGAACGAGUGAGCUCGUCCUGAUAGUCUUGAACUAACUUUUAGAACUGAGCAAUUUAAGAGGCGUCGAUAUACGUCAAUUUUAAUUACGACACCUGCAUUCAGUGGUUAAUACUUCACAAUGGCAUCUGAACUACCCUCAUACAAGCACUUCAACGUCACAUUCCCCCGGGAAUAUGUCGCGCAUGUCGAAACCAACCGACCUGAGAAGAUGAACUCGUUCUUCGAGGCCAUGUGGCUCGAACUACGCACAAUCUUUGACACCUUGUCAGAACUCCCCUCGGUUCGCGCCAUAGUCUUCUCAGGCGCCGGUGACCGCGCUUUCACGGCCGGUCUCGACGUCAAGGCCGCAUCCCAAGGCCUUCUUGCCCCAUCAGAGGGUGACUCUACAAGUGACUCUGCCCGCAAAGCCGCAAAGCUCAGACGCACAAUCGCCGAUUUCCAGGACUGCGUCACCAGCCUGGAACGAUGCGAGAAGCCUGUUAUUGUGGCCAUGCAUGGCUUUUCAUUCGGCUUGGCUAUUGACCUUGGCACGGCUGCGGAUGUCCGUGUCUGUGCGAGGGAUACCAAGUUCUCGGUUAAGGAGGUGGAUAUUGGUCUUGCGGCUGAUGUCGGGACUCUGAGUCGGUUGCCCAAGGUGGUUGGAAACCAAGGAUGGGUGAAGGAGGUUACACUCACGGCACGAAUCUUCGGAGCCGAAGAAGCCCUGAAGGUUGGGUUCGUGAAUUCAGUGUAUGAGACGAAAAAACAGGCUGUUGAGAAGGCUAUUGAAUUGGCGGGGUUGAUUGCGAGCAAGAGCCCCGUUGCAGUACAGGGAACCAAGGAGAAUUUGAAUUUCUCGCGGGAUCAUUCUGUCAAGGAUGGCCUUCGUUAUACUGGUGUUUGGAAUAGUGCUGCGUUGCAAACGAAUGAUAUUACUGCCGCGAUUUUGUCUGGGUUAGAAAAGCGAGUGCCGACUUUUGAAAAGUUGUAAGACAUAUAGGGAUAUUUACAAACCUGAGUAUAAAUAUUUCGAAAUUUACAAAUUGACACUGGAACUAUGGAACA
Messenger RNA from Talaromyces proteolyticus, 1297 nucleotides. Its product is annotated as enoyl-CoA hydratase/isomerase family protein. The transcript has 3 exons. Gene Ontology annotation, molecular function: delta(3,5)-delta(2,4)-dienoyl-CoA isomerase activity. Gene Ontology annotation, cellular component: mitochondrion. NCBI's taxonomy places the organism in Eukaryota, Fungi, Ascomycota, Eurotiomycetes, Eurotiales, Trichocomaceae. The record is from RefSeq and is a predicted model, not a curated record. Bases 372 to 1223 code for a protein of 283 amino acids.